Messenger RNA from Oncorhynchus tshawytscha (Chinook salmon), 3707 nucleotides. It is a transcript of the gene qsox1, whose product is annotated as quiescin Q6 sulfhydryl oxidase 1. Gene Ontology annotation, biological process: protein folding. Lineage: Eukaryota; Metazoa; Chordata; Actinopteri; Salmoniformes; Salmonidae. Gene Ontology annotation, cellular component: Golgi membrane. Gene Ontology annotation, molecular function: protein disulfide isomerase activity; flavin-dependent sulfhydryl oxidase activity. The coding region runs from base 296 to 2737 and encodes 813 amino acids. The transcript is spliced from 12 exons. The record is from RefSeq and is a predicted model, not a curated record.
GGGGAUGUUACAAUGUAUAUCUACUGUCUGUUGGCAAAAGUUGCUUGUUUGCAUCCUCCAAAAUCAGGAUGCUGAUUAAACUAAAUUGCGUUCCAUAAUCGAGGUUCAAGUAAUGGAAUUACUCUGUCUUACUUUAUGAAUUUAGCCAAAUGACUAUGAUUUAGCCCUGCUUCGGCUGGCGGUGAGAGAUUGGGGGAGGGAGUUGGACGAGUGACAUAAGUGAAAAAGUUUAUCACUUUCUUUUACAGUGGUUGCCUUUCUGAGUUGCUGGCUGUCAGAAAGAAAACACUCGAAGAUGGCGCGGCGCUGCUGCCGUGCCACGUCUCGGUUUACAGGGGAAAUACAUACAAAUUUCAGAGAGUCAUUCAUAUCUACGAUUGUCCUAUUUGUGUGUUUAACUUUUCCUUUUACCACCGAAGCUGGCUUGUACACCGCUUCUGAUCAGAUAGUAAUCUUAACCCCGGAUAAUGUGGACAGCGUUUUGGUCAAUUCCACCGCCGCACUGGUGGUUGAGUUUUACGCCUCUUGGUGCGGGCAUUGUAUUGCAUUUUCUCCCGAAUGGAAACGUCUCGCAAGAGAUAUUAAAGAGUGGAAACCUGCUGUGGAUUUAGCUGCCAUAGACUGUGCUAAUGGAGAUAAUGGGCCAAUUUGUUCCCGUUUUGGUGUCAAGGGGUACCCAACACUGAAGUUCUUCCACGCUUACUCCAAACCUGACUCCAAGGGACAAGGUUUCAGAGAGGGUCCUCGUGAUGUGAGGGGCUUACGCCAUAAGAUCAUCGAGAAGAUGGAGACCCAUGAGGAGCCUUGGCCCCCUGCCUGCCCCCCUCUGGAGACCGCUAGCAAAGCAGAGAUUGACAACUUCUUUGAGACUAACGGUGUGGAACACCUGGCCUUGAUCUUUGAGACCUCUAACUCAUAUGUGGGCAGAGAGGUGACUCUGGACCUACUGCAGUAUGAGAACAUAGCCGUGCGGAGGGUCCUGAGGACUGAGGAAGCCCUGGUGGCUAAACUGGGUGUGACUGACUUCCCAUCCUGUUACCUGUACUAUCCUAGUGGGAACUUCACCAGGCUCCAUGUACAAAAUGAGGCCCGGACCUUCUACACCUACGCCCUGCAGAGGCUUCCUGGGGUACUGCGGGCCGGAAAUACACCACCAGUGACCUCUGACCUCUUGAAAAAUACAACAGAGGACCAAUGGAGACCGUUCAACGGGUCUCGUGUGUAUAUGGCAGACCUGGAGUCUACUCUGCAUUACUCUCUGCGCUUGGAGCUGGCAGCUCACCCUGUCAUCAAAGGAGAGGCUCUGAUCACUCUCCAGCGUUACAUCUCAGUACUGGCCAAGUACUUCCCUGGCCGACCUGUGGUGAGGAACCUGCUGAAGUCAGUGGACACGUGGCUGAAGGGUCAGAACGACACAGAGCUCUCUUACAGCUCUCUGAGGGACGCCCUGGACAACACAGCAGAGGUACCUAAUGCUGCGCUGCCUGAGGGGGUGAGGUGGGUGGGCUGCCAGGGCUCCAAGCCCCACUUCAGAAGGUACCCCUGUGGCAUGUGGACCCUUUUCCAUGUCCUCACUGUACAGGCCGAGGAAGCUGCUGGCAAAGACCCCCAGGAGGUGCUACAGGCAAUGAGGUCCUACGUCCACAGUUUUUUUGGCUGUCAGGCGUGUGCCACCCACUUUGAGAACAUGGCCAAGGAUAGCAUGUCCCAUGUGGGGACGCUGUCCACCGCCAUGCUGUGGCUCUGGUCCCGCCAUAACCACGUCAACAACAGACUGGCAGGUGCUCUGAGUGAGGAUCCCCACUUCCCUAAGAUCCAGUGGCCAUCCCCAGAGCUGUGUCCCAGCUGCCAUGGGGUUAAGAAGAGUGGAGAACACACCUGGAACCAGGAAGAGCUGCUCACCUUUCUCCGAUCCCACUUCUCUUCUGAACACCUCCUCUCUGACUACCUGGAGAAGGAGGCCCAGCUCCUCAGCAGGCAGAAGGAGAGCCUGGUCGCCAGGCAGCAGGAGAAGGAGCAGGAGACCAAGAGAGGAGCAGAGAGGAGGGCCAGGGAGGCCUUGGCCGAACCACCUCCAGGCCAGGAAGAGGAGGAGGAGGAGGAGGAGGAAGAUGAGGAAGAGGCUCAAGAAGAGCCAGCAGCAGAAGAGGAAGUGGAUCAGAGGGCAAGAGGAGAGCAUCUGGUGGGUAAGACCUUUGAACCCCCCACCUGGGUAAAGCCCGAGGCAGACGUGUCCCGCCAGUCCCAGCGCAGGCCCAGCAUUGUGGGGCUGAAGCUCAGGCCACCCCAGGAGGAGAUUGUGGACCUGGAUUCCUUCGUCAACCAGCACUACAAAGCCAAGGCCCUCCGCGCUGCAGCCGCAGGGUCCUCCCGCGUCAAACGCAGGACCCUGCAGAGGCAGGAGGAGCCGCAGCCUGGAGCCGGUCUGGAAAAGGGGCCGGGGCUGGGGCUGGGGGUGCAGCCCGUGGAGCCGGAGGACUUGUUGGGGCAGCGCAACACUCUGCAGAAAAGGAUCCUGACGGGCCAGUACACUGGGUCAGAGGAGGAGGGGGCUCUGGAGAUGUACCCCCACCCUAACAAGAGGCGCUGGAUGUCCUUCCUGAGUGUGGGCUUCUCCAGACUGGACAUCAGCCUGUGUGUGCUCCUCUACUUCCUGUCCUCCAUGUGUCUGCUGGCCAUGUACCUCUUCUUCAAGAACCGCCUGCGGCUGCGCCGGGCCAAGGUGGCUCUGCCCUGAGUCAACUCUGCCUUGCUGUGCUACUGUAGAUUUACCCAUACAUGUGACAGUGAUGCUGUGGUCAGUUCUUAAACCAUCCAAGUGAAGGAUCCGUAAUGUUCCGCAUUAAUGGAUUGCUUUGUGGUGCAUGCUUCCGGGAUAAUAAUUUAUGACGAUUUAUGCAUUUUAUUUGUGCCUUUUUGACCACUUGUGAAGGAUUAAUUAAAACUCGAGGAAAUUAAUGUGAUUUUGGUGAUUUUUUUUUUUUUUGUGGAUACAACAAAAGGGUUGUUGUUGAUAUUUAUUGUAAUUUUUAGGCUAUGUAUAAAGCCAUAUUAUAAAUGAAUUCAUGUGAAAAGGAAUCACUACAUAGUUUUAUGGAUAGUAAUUCAAUAUAAAAGACAAAGCUCUUUCUCUUACUGUUACUUCCACCUCUUCCAAAGAGUUCAAUAAGCUAUGUACUCUCACAACUGUAGAGAACCAUUUCAUAUUCUUAGAAUGAAAUCAAUCUUCUAUUCAAAAAUGUGAUUUUUACAAUGAGAAAUUGGCCUCGAAUGAAAUGUUGUAUUAACAGUGCCUGAAGGAUGAUUAUCCAUAUUAAUUUUAGCAUUAAGCAAGUGAAUGUUUCCAAAUAAACAAAGAUGCCAUAUGACAACAGUCUGUGGUCAGAAUUGUAGUGCUCAGUGUUCACACUAUAGAAUUAGCUCUAAUUCUAUGAUUCACACACAUUCCGUUCCACAGUGGUCUGUGUUGACUGACCAUGCUAUGCUAUUGGCUAGGACAUCUUACAUGUCCCAAUUAGCUUUGCACAAUAGAGUUGAGACAUUAAUGAAAUGUUUUGGAGCAGCACUAGUUAACAGGAUACAAAAUAAGGAGGAUUGGGGUUUUGGCUCAUGCCCAUUACAUAAAACUUACUGGUCUCAAUCAACUUGAGACACUGUGUUUUGCUUUGCUUAUCUCAAUCAAUAAAAUUAUUUUUGCUAAAAUUGUG